UGUAGUUGAGCUGUUGUGUGUUUGUGUCUCUGUGUUCAUGCAGUAAAAUGGCAGAAGCCAGAAUAUCUCAGGACGAGUUCAUGUGUUCAGUGUGUCUGGAUCUCCUGAAGGAUCCAGUGACCACUUCUUGUGGACACAGUUACUGUAAGAUCUGUAUUACAGGCUGCUGGGAUCAGGAGGAUCAGAUGAGAGCCUACAGCUGCCCUCAGUGCAGACAGACCUUCAGUCCAAGACCUGCUUUAGCUAAAAACACCAUUCUGGCUGAAAUGGUGGAGAAACUGAAGAAGAUUAAUCUUCCUGCUGACUGUUACGCUGGAGCUGGAGAUGUGCAGUGUGACGUCUGUACUGGAAGAAAACACAAAGCCGUCAAGUCCUGUCUGGUGUGUCUGAACUCUUACUGUCAGAAUCACCUUGAACAACAUGAGAGUUGGUUUAAAGGAAAGAGACACAAUCUGACUGAAGCCACUGGACGACUGCAGGAGAUGAUCUGCCCGAAACACAACAAGAUCCUUGAGGUUUUCUGCCGCACUGAUCAGAAGUGUAUAUGUCUGCUGUGUACGAUGUAUGAACAUAAAAACCACGACACUGUAUCAGCUGCAGCACAGAGGACUGAGAAACAGAAGGAGCUGAAGAAGACGCAGAGGUGGUUCCAGCAGAGGAUCCAGCAGAGAGAGAAAGAUCUUCAGCAGCUGAGAGAGGCUGUGGAGUCUCAUAAGCGCUCUGCACAGACAGCAGUGAAGGACAGUGAGAGGAUCUUCACUGAGCUCAUCUGCUCCAUUGAGAGAAGCCGCUCUGAGGCCACACAGUGGAUCAGAGAUCAGGAAAAGACAGCAGUGAGUCGAGAUGAAGGACGACUGAAGCGACUGGAGCAGGAGAUCAAUGAUCUAAGGAGGAGAGACGCUGAGCUGGAGCAGCUUUCACACACACAGGAUCACAUCCAUUUCCUGCAGAGUUUCCAGUCUCUCUCAGCUCCUCCUGAAUCUACAGACGUAAAUGACGAUCCCUACAGUUCUCUCUCCUCUUUUGAUGUUAGAGAAUCUGUCCAUCAGCUGAGAGACAAACUGGAGGAUUUCUGCAAAGAGGAGUUCAAGAAGAUCUCUGACAGAGUCACUUUCACCAUCAGAACCAGGAACAACUUCCUACAAUAUUCCCAUCAGCUCAAUCUGGAUCUGAACACAAUGAAUGAACGCCUCCAUCUGUCUGAGAGGAACAGAGUGAUUACUCGCACCGGCAUUCUCGAAGACCAGUGGUAUCCUGAUCAUCCAGACAGAUUUGAUCAUCCUCAGGUGUUGUGUAGAAAAAGAGUGUGUGGACGCUGUUACUGGGAGAUUGAGUGGAGUGGUGAUGUGUCUAUAUCAGUGUCAUAUAAGAGCAUCAGCAGGAAGGGACGGGGUGGUGAGUCUUUGUUUGGAUGUAAUGUUCAGUCCUGGAGUUUGCAAUGCUCUUCCUCCAGUUACUCAAUCUAUCACAAUAGCAAAGAGACUAAACUCCCUGUAGAGCCCAUCAGCAGUAGAAUAGGAGUGUAUGUGGAUCACAGUGCAGGAACUCUGUCCUUCUACAGCAUCUCUGGAGACACAAUGAGCCUCAUCCACAGAGUCCAGACCACAUUCACUCAACCGCUCUAUCCUGGGUUUACUGUUUAUAGAAGAUCAUCAGUGAAACUGUGUUGAUGAAUCAGAAUAGACUGUAGAGAGAUUCUACCCAUAAUGCUUUGAGCUCAUGAUGAAUCAGUAACAGUGAGAUGUUAUAGAGUCUCUUAUUUUCUCUUCAUUACAUUAAUACUACAGCUGAACUUCUGUCAGUGAAAUAACAGGUCAGAAUAAAUGUGUGUAAUGAAUCCUCAUAUAGACAGUGAGAUCAGUGUGUGUGUGUGUGUGUGUGUGAGUCAUGAUGAGUGACGGUGUGUAUCUGUGCUUUUCUCAAGCUCUGUUUGUGUUGAUGGAACUCACAGUCAUUCAGUUCUUAUUGUAGUGUCACUUAAAUCAUUUUUAUUAUUACUAUUACAAUUAUAUUCAGUUGAAAUGAUCACACACAGGAUUCAUUAAAAUGUAUCAUUCAAUAAAAAAUUAGAGUUUUUGUAAAAUUGAUAAAUGUCAAUGUAUUAAUAAAUGUAAAAUAUAUCAAUCCAGAUCAUGUGAUCAUACUGUAAACUCCUGAUCAGUGAAAGUAUGAGCACAAUUAUUAUAAUCUAAUCCAGUUUACUUUAAAUAAACCUCCUCCUGAACAGGAUUCACAGAUCUGAUGCUCUGAACAACUCUGAGAAAAGAUCAAACAAGGAUUGAAUCAAAUCAUCAUCAGUUCAAUCCAGAUAACUCAGAAAUAUAUUAGGUAUGUGUUAAGAAGAAAGUGUUUUGUUCCCUUUCUUGUUGUUGUCUUUUUUCUUAAUCUGUUGUAGUCACGUACACCUUUAAGGAGUAUCUUGUCAUUUCCUAUAAGAGCCACACUGUUCUGUUCAUGCCUAUAAUUAUAUUAUAAUUCAUACUCCUUAAUGCUUCUGUAAAAUAGAUGAGUCAUACAUGCAUUUAGCUUUCCUUUGUUUUAAGUUGGCCUAGAUUCUGCUAUAUAUAAGUUACAGUGAGCUCUGACUUUGACUUUGAGUGAACAGCACUUCUCGUGUUCGUGUCAUUCUUUGUCCCCGGUAACAGUGUUCUGCUCUGCAUUAUAUUGAUUAAGUAUCGGAGGUCCAUAAUUUUAUCUAACAGUAUGAAAGAAGGAAAACUGUAAGCUGAACUCUGAAAUCAGUCCAGAUGAAUCACAUCAUUACUGUAAAUGUCAGAAUUGUUGGAGUUUCUUUGUUCAGUGGUUCAUGCUGCUUGUCCUGAUCUAGAAAGUAUCCUGACAUGAUAAAACCAUGUUUUUCUACAUGAACUGUAGUAAUACCAUGCUCUGAAUUCAUCAUGUAGUGUUUUGUGAAUAAUGUCAGUGUUUUCUUACUAUAUCUGUCAUGUGAUCGUCCCGCUGCUGCUCUCAGUGCUGUAAUGAACAAAUAAUCCAAUAUAUUAAUAUACUUCACUUUCAUCAGAGCAAAGAGAGUCAAUGAUGAAGUGUAAUGUUUCAGUAGAGGAUGUCAAACACUGUGAUCUAUAUGAUGACCUUUGACCUUCCUGAAAGAUGAGCCAGUCUUACUUGAUUAUGACCUCUGUCAGUAUUUCUACAUGUUAAAGAAUCCUACUGUUCCUGAAAAACUUCUGAUCUGUUGUAUUCGUCCUAUUGUGUGUAAUUUGCUUCUUUGUUCUUAUUGUUAACAACAAAAAUUAAAUAGCCAAAAUAUCUUUAUUGUGAGAUAUUGUUACUGUUAUCGUUAUUUGAAUUAAAAUGUAUUAUAUCUUGAAAUAA
Ctenopharyngodon idella (grass carp) is the source of this 3336-nucleotide messenger RNA. Its product is annotated as tripartite motif-containing protein 16-like. Gene Ontology annotation, molecular function: zinc ion binding; protein binding. NCBI's taxonomy places the organism in Eukaryota, Metazoa, Chordata, Actinopteri, Cypriniformes, Xenocyprididae. The transcript is spliced from 6 exons. Bases 48 to 1670 code for a protein of 540 amino acids. The record is from RefSeq and is a predicted model, not a curated record.